CUCAUCGUGAGUGUUAUUCUUUUUGUACUGCUAUUCGUUGCUCUGUUCCAGUGUGCUUAUUAGUUAGUUUACUGUAUAAAUAGAAAAAUGUCAGAUGUUUUUGACAAUUCAUUUGUAAAAUAAAUUUAUUUUUUGUCUAGAAUAAGUGUAUUUGAUUAAGUGGAAUGGCCUUAACACGAAAGUUAACUGCAAAAAUAUAUGAAAUUCAAGCCCACUCACAGAAGGUGACAUCGUUGGAUAUUGGCGAAACGGGUCGAGUACUAGUUACAGGUGGUCAAGAUCGUGCUGUUAAUUUAUGGGCAUUUGGAAAUGAAAAGUGUUUUAUGUCGUUGUCCGGCCACAAUGGCCAAGUGGACUGCGUUAAAUUUACAUCUGGCGACGAUUUAGUGUACUCAGCCGACGAAAAUGGCAUCAUCAAAAGAUGGGAUCUUAACACACAACCGGGAUGUGUUACAUUCUAUGGGCACAUGAAAAGUGUGCGAACACUUGAUUUUCAUCCACAUGGCAACUAUAUUUUUGCCAGUGGCAGCAAUGAUACAACCGUACGAUUAUGGGAUGUUCGAAAGAGUGAUAGUUGCUUUAGCAAAUAUCGUGGUCAUAUUGCCAAUGUUAAUUCGGUCAAAUUUUCACCCGAUGGAUGGUGGAUUGCUUCAGCUGGCACCGAAGGUUCCAUCAUUAUUUGGGACAUACGAACGACAAAUAAAGUAAUGGAAUUUCAAGAGACCGCGUCACCGGUCACUUGUAUUACAUUUCAUCCGUCCGACUUCAUUUUGGCGGCUGGUCGAAAUGAUGGUACAGUCGAUUUAUAUGAUUUAGAAACAAAAAGCAUAAUAUCACGAGCCGAUGGCAAUGGCCAUACUGUGAAAUGUAUCACCUUUGGUGAAAAUGGUGAAUGUUGUUUUGUUGGAAGUGCGGAUGGAGUUUCUGUCGUUGGAUGGGAACCGGAUAGAGAAUUUGAUCAUAUUGAAUCAGCUUGGAGUAUGUUGGGCGACAUGAAGGUUGUUAAAAAGAAAUUGAUAUGUGGCUCAUAUGAAAAACAAUCAGUUUUGGUGCAUGCAAUCAAUUUGGAUCAUGUGAUUCCAUACUAUAAUCCCACAAAUAUUCCGUUUAAGCAUAAUCAAAGUACGCGAAAGAGUUUUAAUCGUGGAGCGCCAAAAACAAAAUUGGUAUUAAAGUCAAGUGGCAAUAAUAAUAAUGAUUUUCGUAGUGGAUCGUUGACAAGUGGCAAAGAGGUGUCAUCGCCAUCGAGUCUCAGUUUUGAGAUGAUUGAAGAGAGUAUCGAUGAAAUACCAUUACAACAAUCGUCUGCCAAAAAUGAAUAUGCCUUUGAAAAUCUAGCUCGAACACGUGAAAAUUCGUUGUUCAGUCUUCCGGGUGAUAAUUACAAUGGUUAUUCGGACGAUUAUCAAACACAAAUGCCGCCCGACAAUGGAUCAUAUUUUGAUAAUUCAUCGAACGACCUUGACUAUUAUCCCGAACAAAAUGUCGAACCGGAACGUGAAGAUUUUCCCGUGAAUAAUGCACAGCAGCCAGAUUAUGCACCAAAAAUGGAUUCAAUGCAUCACGGAUUAAGUGUAUAUAAUGCACCAAAAGUAGUGAACAAGUCAAAAGCAUCGUUGCCACAACGUAAAACCCUAUCACAACAAUCUGCCUCUCGAUCAUCGUUAGCCACUUUGAAGAAAUUCUCAUCGAGUAACAUUGAUUUGCAUGCACUCGAUGAUAAUAGUUCGACAUUUAGUGCUGGUAAAAAGAGUACAGGUAUACCGUCACGGAAUGGUUCGCCGACACGAAAUUACUCAGCAUUUAAUAAUAAUAACAAUCACAAGGUGAAACGAUCAGAACCGCCCAAAGAAACCAAUCAUGCCCGCAACAAUCGAAAGAUUACGGUUCAAAUAUUGGCCAAACCACCACCACCGGCCAGAUCGAAGACAUCAUUCGAUUUGAAAUCAAAUCCGUCUAUUUCACACACAUCGCUUCCGAUGGCCUCAUCAAAUCACUUGAAUUCGACGCUACCAAGUAUGCCGGCACAACAACCAAAACCGUACGGCAAUUCAUCGAACUACAAUGGACACGGUUCGGCAGAAGAAAAUGCCGAAAUUAGCGUUUUAACUGCAUAUCAUGAACGGGUCAUACAACAGCUUAGCACCCGAUAUGCAACACUGCAACUAGUUCGCAAUUCAACGAGAUCUCAAGAUAUUGGAGGUGCCCUAAGGCAUGUGGCGAAAAUGCAGGAUCAUUCGGUCAUGGUCGAUUUACUCGGUGCGAUAAUUGAAAAACCUGCAUCUUGGAAUUUGGAUAUGUGUGCAUUACUAUUGCCGGAAAUUUAUGAAUUGCUUCAAAGUGAACAUAAAUUCCACUAUACACGAGCAUGUGACACGUUACGAAUAAUAUUAUCGAAUUUCUUGCCAAUAAUCCAAUCAAAUACCGGCCCAUGGGGACGGUCGUUCGGCGGUGUGGAUAUACCGCGUGAAGAACGCCAAAAGAAAUGCAUGGAAUCUGCGCACUGGUUAUGUAAAAUAAAAGCAUUGCCUGAUAAUCGACAUAUGGGCUCAAAUCUAACACAGUUGCAAAAUCUAAUUGUUGAUAUUUAGAAGAGUGUGAACGCCACACCGUAGCCGAGACACAGUAUCGUUCUGAAUCAAUUAAUUCUUAUUUUUGUUUAUUAUUAUUUUUUUGUUUAACCUCUUUUUUUCGUUUGCAUUAAAAGUAUUUAUUAUGUAUUUAGUCAUUUGAUUGUGUGCUAAACACACGAAUAAUGCGAUAAAAAAAAACAAUUAUAACGAGUCUCCAAAAUCAAAACAAAUUAACACAUUAAUUAACCGAUGUUCCGAUCGAGUUUGAUCAAUUCAAUAUAUUUAAUCUUUAGCUCUGUAAGACAACUUUGAAAAUUCAUGCUCAACUCAAACUUAUUUUUUUUUGUGUUUUUAUAUGCAUCCCGUCAAAGUGAAACCAAUUCAGUAUAUUUGAAGAAUCGAAAUCAAUUAAAAAAAAUAUGACAAAACUACCCAAUAAGGAAACUUUUUCUGUGAAAUAGCUCUCAAUUGAGAGAAAAAAACAAAAAAGAACGCAAGGCCUUCGUACCUUUUGCUUGGUGAUUUUGUUUAUUUUGUACGCAAAGUCGCUGAGCAUCUAAUUUAUAAUAAUUUUGAUUUGCAAUAGAAACUAAACUUGAACGUCUAAUUCAUAGGACUAAUUUUGUAAUCGUUUAAAGGCAGGUUUACAUGCGUUAAACAAACGAGUGAAAAAAAAUGUUGAUGAAAAUAUAAAUAUAAAAUGAUAACAUAGUAACUGAUAAGAACUGAAACAUUAGACAUUUUAAUCCAUUAAUCGAGUUUUAGCUUAAGACAAAGUUAAAACAUUUAAAAAGAAACACACAUAAUAAUUUUUAUCUCUGUAGUUUUGGUUCGAUAUUUUUUAUAAUGUAAUAAUUUUAUGACUGGUGAUAACUAAUUUUUAAGAAUGUUCUACCACUUUGUCUCCCCUCUUUGCCUUCAACCUUUUUUUUAUACUGUGCUGACAAAAAUUACUAAAGUAAUAAAAAAUUGUCAAAAGACAAACACAAAAUUUGAGAAAAGACAAUUGUUUCCGAAAUUUUUGUUUUGAAUUCAGUGCAAAAUUUGUGAAAUUUUGUUUACCCUAACAAGUCUGCUUAAUAUUCCAUUUGAUAUUUAAUAUGGUUGUAUAACACGGUAGAAUGCACGUGAACCCCAUUGUUUUUUUAAGAAGUUUUUGUAUGACUUCAUUUGCUGCCUUGACAAGAGACACAUUGACUGAUAUAUAAAAGAAUGAAUUUCGGUUAAGUUUUGGGAAAAAUUCACAAAAAAAGUUGCCAAUAGGCGCACUUCCUUAGAACUUGUACUGCGACGAAGUACUAAAGAUAGAACUGUCCUUCUAUUUAAAAUGCAUUGAUAUUCAGGACAGGGUUUUGGGUUCUAAGAGAAAUGCUAUUUAGGCCGUGAAUUUGAGCAGCUCCUCUUAACUGAAACUCUUUCAACUUCCCGGUCAAGACAUAAAAAUAGCAAUCAUAUCACAUUUUGAUACAUUUUUUCAUACUUAUCACACAUAUAUAUAGAACGUUUACGCGUUCAGCUAGCGGUAGAAAAGAUUGAAAAUAGCGUAUCAUAUACUAACCAUAUAUUUUCGCACGACCGACCAUUUUCUAUGAAAUUGAAAAAGAAAUAUACAAUGAAUAAAGUGUGCCUUUAUAAAAAAUGACACAUUGUUUGCACAAGAUAAGAAUUUCAGUCCAGUUUUUACGGAUUUUUUGCUAAAGAAAAUUGGAUUCAAAAUAUAUUUAUAAUCCCAUAUCUGCACACUAAUCAAACCAUAAGUUUACAAACAAAAUUGCUUCCGUGCUGUAUAAAUACGGUUUUCAUUUUUUGCUUAAAAUUGAAAUAUUUUUAAUAAAUCUCUUUGAAAGUCGAUUGGCAGUAAUUAAACUCACACAUUUUUAGAAGUAAUGAAAAUUUAUGCAAUAUACAUAAUUAUCAAACAGUAGCUUUUCACACAUCACAAUAAUGAUAUAGAUGUAGAAAUGGUGGUUCAUUGUGUUCUUUAAAGAGAAAAAGAAAGAAAAAAACCCACUCUUAAAUGAUAUAGAGAUAAACAUGACAUGAGAAUCCAGCCUAUAAUUCCAAAUAAACAAAUUAUUUAAACCAAGAGACAUUGUGUAAGCAAAACAUUUUAAUAAAGUGAAAAUGAGUCAAUUCAAA
Molecule: messenger RNA, 4712 nt
Organism: Contarinia nasturtii (swede midge)
Lineage: Eukaryota; Metazoa; Arthropoda; Insecta; Diptera; Cecidomyiidae
Gene: kat80
Product: katanin p80 WD40 repeat-containing subunit B1
Exons: 8
Coding region: 165-2591 (808 amino acids)
Biological process (GO): microtubule severing; microtubule depolymerization
Cellular component (GO): katanin complex
Molecular function (GO): microtubule binding
Source: RefSeq, a predicted model, not a curated record